Molecule: messenger RNA, 1585 nt
Organism: Agrilus planipennis (emerald ash borer)
Lineage: Eukaryota; Metazoa; Arthropoda; Insecta; Coleoptera; Buprestidae
Exons: 2
Coding region: 315-758 (147 amino acids)
Source: RefSeq, a predicted model, not a curated record
ACCACAUGUACUGUAAGUAAAAUAAAAUAUAUAUAAAAUACUGGGUAUACAAGCUAAAAAUUUAAUUUAUUAUUAUAUUGUUUUAAAUAGUUUUUCGCGUUUUUCUAUACUAACAUAACAGUAAAAAAUAAUUACCAAAUAAAAUUUAACCAUACAAUUUCUUCACUUGUCUUAAUUGUUGUGAGUGUUUUUGUUUUCUUUUUUUAGAUGGGGAUCACCAUUUGUAUAAAUAUUUGCUAUUUUUUGCUGUGAAGUUGAAGAUUAUAUUUGUGAUUGUAACCAUAUUCACAGUAGUUAUAGUUGGGGGUAAAGUUAUGGCUCUUAUCUAUUACUUAAAAUCAAAAAAUAAAGAUGGAGAUUGUAUUUCGGAAACCGUCCCGGAAAAAAUUGUUUAUGCUUCACCCCCUCACCACCACGGUUAUAAGUAUGUCGAACCAUCAGGUUCGCAUUAUCACAAAUACGAAUCCCAUCAACCACCUGAUUACCAUCCAGAUGAAUCGCAAACGCAAAAAACUCACGAAGCACCACCUAACACUUACGAAGAACGGUACGGAAUUGCGCCCAAAUACAACACCAAGCCUUAUUCGUCGAAAAAUACUUAUAACCCAUAUGUAUUAAAGUAUUCAACGAUUAACCCUGUCAAGUUGAACGACCAUCUUUCAAUACGUGGAGGACGAUCGGUACGAAGUACCGAUGGAAAAAUUGACGAAAAAAUAAAUAAAAUAGCAGAUUUUAUUAUGAGGUACGCAAAACAAUAGUAAAAAAGUAAAAAUAACAUAAAAGUCAGUAAAAAAGAGAAAACUAUGUUUAAUACAGGUUUUCAGUACGUGAAAAUUGACAUGAAUACUAAUAAAAAUCCGCACUUUUAGUCACUAAUCAAAUUAAUAUUAAAAUUAAGCAAUAUCUGCUGUUCAUGUACAAAGAUUAUCCCAUAGGGAUUUUGACAAUGUUGAAAUCAAAGAAACAACCCGAAAUUCUUCUGACCCUUUAGCUGCUUUAUUGUAGCCUCUUCAACAUUUCAAUUUCUAUAUAUUUUUUAUGUUCAACACUUAUAAAAAAUCUUAUGUUAACUGGUUAUUGAUAUUAUGAAAAAGUCUUAGGUAGAAACUCUGUAGCUGAAAAAGAUACAAUAAAGUAGCAAAAUAUUCUGCCAAAGUUGGAAAACUUCAGUUAGCAGCAGAUAUUUAACUGGUAUUACUUAAUUUAUCGUGACUGCAUACGGUGUGUUGAUGAGACAUAAUAAGAUCCGCGUUCUACGUCAAUAAAUGACCAAUAGGAUGGGCCGAAAAUCCGCUUUCUUUUUAUUUCUUUAAUUAAUAUCAGAAAAAUUGUUCAUUAUACUAAAAAAAAAACUGUACAAAGGGAAAAAUUUUUGAGUCGAUAUCUCAGGCUGCUCAAAUUGAGCUAAAGUUUAAAGUGUUUAAAAUACUUUUUUCUCAACUCAACUUGAUCGGAAAUUCACUUCCUCAUAAAAAAGUCCUGAUAGCAAAUUGUGUAUGAUUACUAAUUUCUCAGAUAAUUGCAGUUUUAAUGAAAAUUUGAGAUUUUUCUUCAUAUCCAUACUUUUUAUGGAUGAAAAAUAAUA